Chrysoperla carnea is the source of this 453-nucleotide messenger RNA. RefSeq names its product zinc finger protein 181-like. Gene Ontology annotation, biological process: regulation of transcription by RNA polymerase II. Gene Ontology annotation, cellular component: nucleus. Gene Ontology annotation, molecular function: RNA polymerase II cis-regulatory region sequence-specific DNA binding; DNA-binding transcription factor activity, RNA polymerase II-specific. Bases 1 to 453 code for a protein of 150 amino acids. The record is from RefSeq and is a predicted model, not a curated record. The transcript has 3 exons. NCBI's taxonomy places the organism in Eukaryota, Metazoa, Arthropoda, Insecta, Neuroptera, Chrysopidae.
AUGGAAGAUGGCGUUCAUUAUUUAAUGGAAGAAGAAAUACUUAACAACAGCAUUAAAAGUGUUAAACAAGAACCAACUUAUGAAAAAACUCAACAUUUGUAUGCUAUUAAUUAUGAAAAUAUUAAACUUGAAGCCGAAUCAAGCACAGAAGUUAUUAAAAGUGAAACAUUUGAUGACGAAAUUACAAUGGAAGUUGGAAGAAUUAAAAAUGAAACACCAGAAGAAGGCAGCAACGAUAUUAAUAGUGUUAUAACCUUUGCUCAAAAAGGUACUUUAGAUCAACACAAGCGUAUUCACAGGGAAGAAAAAGCGCAUUCAUGUGAAAUUUGUAGCAAACGAUUUUAUAGACCAAGUGAAUUAGUUAGACAUAAACGAGUGCAUAGUGGCGAAAAACCAUUUCCAUGUGAAAUUUGUAAUAAAGCAUUUACUCAGAAAGAUAUUGCCAGAGCAUGA